UACUGUAUGUCCAUUAAUUCCGAUUUUUUUCUGGGCUGGCUCAAGUUUACGUAGAACCACGGACAAUAUUUACCCAGAUGAAGGUUCCAACAUCAUGCUCUUUAACCGAGUUGCGAUGGAAGAAGUAUGAACUUGAUGUCUGCUGCUCACCUGAUGUUUAUCCUUCAGUAUUCAAUCAAAAAUGCGCGCUGUAUGCAGUGCUACCAGUGUCGCUCGGACCGCGACGAGGGCUGCUACGAAGCGCCCGUCGACGACAAUUACCUGCUGAGCUGUCCAGACAACGUCACGGGCGGCUCGCCCUUCUGCCGCAAGAUACACCAGAUACUGUAUUUCACGAAGAAUACUGACGAGGCGUAUGUGCGGGAGUGCGGCUACCUGCGGCACCCCGAGAAGGAGGCGUGCUUCCUGUCCCGGUUCCCACACACAGGCUACCAGCUCACCUGCGAGUGUGUCAACGAUGCCUGCAACGGUGCCGAGGUUCGCGACCUGCCGACAUUUGCCGCAGCCGCCACGAUCACUGUCGUCAUCGCCAUAGCCAUCUAGAUCCAGCGGCCUGCUGCCAUUACCGUGCUGGCGCGAGGGAUAAUUGGGUACCAAGUGUUUUUUCAGCUGGAGAAACUUGCAUGAUUCCACACCUUUCACCGGAUUUGUAAGAUUCAUUCCUAUUCCUAUUAUUUAUUGUGAGUACACAAAAAUAAUGCUUCUAACUGAACGCUUCACAUCAGCUGCGUCUGAAAGAUCCGAAAAGAUUUUAUGGUAAACGAGGGGAGAAAUGGGAACGAAGCAGCACGUUAUGGUCUACACUGGCAUAUUUUAUUACACUGAGUUUUAGCAGUCCCUGC
Molecule: messenger RNA, 842 nt
Organism: Schistocerca serialis cubense
Lineage: Eukaryota; Metazoa; Arthropoda; Insecta; Orthoptera; Acrididae
Exons: 4
Coding region: 127-543 (138 amino acids)
Biological process (GO): positive regulation of voltage-gated potassium channel activity; regulation of synaptic transmission, cholinergic; sleep
Source: RefSeq, a predicted model, not a curated record